CGUACCGGAUCACGUGCGAUCGCGUUCCACGCAUUAAAGUCUCCGUAUGAAUUUCAUAAGAAAAAUAUUUGGACGCAUAGAUUUCUCUCCGAGAUAUUUUCAACCGUUUAGUUUCGCAGCAGUUCAUCUGGCCCGCGUGACAUUUAUCAAGAAAUGUCAAACGGCCAUUACAAGUGAAGUUGUGCGCAUCGGAAUCCGCGUUUAUUGACAAACAUUAAAUUACCUGUCAGCAAAAUCUCAUAAGAAUCAAGGAAAAUAAUAUGGAUUUCCAAGCGAACGCUUCAAACAUGUUUACCAGGUUUGACGCCACCAAGUCUACCAAAGGAGCCAGUAAACUCCGGAGGGACCUGAUCAACGCGGAGAUCGCCAACCUGCGAGACCUGUUGCCGCUGCCGCCAUCGACCCGGCAACGGUUGUCGCAACUGCAAUUAAUGGCUCUGGUCUGCGUUUACGUCCGGAAAGCCAACUACUUCCAACAAGCUUUCAAGCGUCACGAGUGUUUACACCACCAUUGUUUACCAACACCAGGGUACGGGUUUUCCAAGGCACUCAGUGGGUUUUUGAUGAUGAUGACACAAAACGGUAAACUGCUGUACAUAUCAGAUAACGCUGCCGAGUACUUAGGCCACUCCAUGGAGGAUCUUCUAAUACACGGCGACAGUGUAUACGAUAUGAUCGACAAGCAGGACCACCAAGCUGUACAGACAGAACUUUCAAGAAGUCAGACAUCUGCAGAAGACUUAGGUUGCAAACGAAUGUUCUUGUGUCGAAUGAACGUCUCCAGGAAUGCCAGAAGACAAAUGAGAUUCGGUGACCAAAAGGUUGUACUUGUACAAGGUCACUACUUAUCCUAUCUGCCUUUAUGCAGCAGAAAUGAACCCGUAUUCCUAGCUACUUGUAGUCCGGUAGCGAUGCCAGAAACCAGGGAAGCCGUGGUCCAAGGUUCUACCACCGUAUUCACAGCAAUCCACUCAAUGGACAUGAAGUUUAUACAUGUAGAUAAAAUAGGAGAGUUUCACCUAGGGUUUUCUCGUGCUGAACUUCAAGGAGUUUCAUGGUACCAAUUGCUACACUGGGAAUGCAUGCGAGAAGCCCAAAGCAAACACAGACUGAUAACACAGUCAGAACAAGAUCGAUCUUGUAUACUGCUGGCCAGAAUACAAAAGAGGACCACAGGAGAUUGGCUUUGGAUACACUGCGUGUUGCAGGUCAAAGACAACAUGGAAAAUAGCCAACAGCCAGUCAUCGUCAGCACUAAUCAAGUGCUUACGGAUCAAGAAGCAGCUGUAAUGAGAUCCAAUAGUUGGCUUUACCAUUACUAUAUGGUUCAAAGUAAACUUCAAUACGGUAUGCAGUUUGACACACAGACUUCUCCAAGGGUACCAUCUGUCGGUCCAACAUCAUCAACUCAGAGUACUUCUUCAGGCCCUGUUUACGCUUACCAACAACCUCCGUUACAGCAUAGGCCACAACAGUUACAACAUGUUCAUGAGAGCUCACCUUACUCUACCGAACCACAACAGCCUCAACACUUUCAUCAAUUGCCCGAUAGUUAUUUCCGGUAUGCUAAUGGUCGACAUAGGCUAGAACCAGAACCAGUAGACUAUUCGCUUCAUUCGCCGGAACAAACUCCACCACCGCCAUUAACGAUGAAAACAGAAGAAUCGGCUGAUUCGCCGGUGUCCCCGAUGGGUGCAGAGACGGGUGGAUGCACAGCGACAGCGUUAUCUUUACCAUCAGCCACUUCUCUUGGUAGAUCCCGAGCGCUAGUCAAAGCUGCCAUGGAUCCUGGUGACAUGAUGAUGGACACGUGGAACCCAAGUCCACCGUGGUCCGAUUGCUGUUCGGGUACACAAAAGGUACCUGACGUAGAUAUGCUCGGUACCGGUUAUUGUGGACAACCAACUCCUCCAACUCCUGGCAGUGGUGGUUCCUAUCAUUUACCAACAACACAUCAGAACACUUCAGCAUCUCAACCUUCAACAUUUACAUUUGAUUGGUCUGGUGAACAGUACGUGCCAAAUGUGCAUGAAGUGCUAGUUGAGCCACCGCCACACUACAUAGUUCCAUUUCCACCAUGGCCCCAAACGGUCGACCAUCAUAGACUAUUCCCAUUACAACCACCACCGGUUGGAACACUUAACAGGCCUUCAUUAAUUGUGCGACUUGACCAAGACACGGCUGCUGAUACAUCAGUUCAAGAUGGCCGAGAGAGUGAUAUGAGUUAAUACCAUAUGAAGACAUGCAAAAUAGAUGUUUACUGAAACUAAAAACGAAAUACUGUUGAUGUUUAAGGUUAAUCAUCUUUAAAUGACAUAGUUUUAAUAUUCUUACAUUACAGUUAUUUAGCUUAUUAUUAUUAAACUUUCAUAAUCCACCAAGCUGCGCCUGUGAUCUCUGUUAUAGACGAUUAUUAUUAUCAUUACUAUUAUUAUUUAAAUAUUAGAAAUACGUUGUUUACAUAAUUUUAUGUAUAUACGAUAUUGAACAAAAGAUCCCCGUUUACUAAUUUUGUUUUUUAUCAAUUAGUUUUUAAAAAUUGUUGGUUUUUUUUAGUAUAAAAAUUUAUUUUAAUCGUGUAAAUAAAAUAUUUUUAUUUGAAUAUUAAUAUAUAUAUAUAUAUUGUACAUUUUAAUGUAAUGUAAAUGAUACAUAUUUGUGUAUUAUUAUUAUUAUGGCUGGCAUAGUGCAAUACUUGUUUGGAGCCGCUUAAAAGUUGUUAUUACUUAUUAGUUUACUAUAAUGUUAAGAUGUACAAGUAACAGAAAAAGAAACUCG
Messenger RNA from Daktulosphaira vitifoliae (grape phylloxera), 2778 nucleotides. RefSeq names its product PAS domain-containing protein cky-1 (gene dysf). The record is from RefSeq and is a predicted model, not a curated record. The transcript is spliced from 10 exons. The coding region runs from base 261 to 2228 and encodes 655 amino acids. Gene Ontology annotation, biological process: regulation of transcription by RNA polymerase II. Lineage: Eukaryota; Metazoa; Arthropoda; Insecta; Hemiptera; Phylloxeridae. Gene Ontology annotation, molecular function: RNA polymerase II transcription regulatory region sequence-specific DNA binding; DNA-binding transcription factor activity, RNA polymerase II-specific; protein dimerization activity.